Molecule: messenger RNA, 2061 nt
Organism: Drosophila elegans
Lineage: Eukaryota; Metazoa; Arthropoda; Insecta; Diptera; Drosophilidae
Gene: sll
Product: adenosine 3'-phospho 5'-phosphosulfate transporter 1
Exons: 4
Coding region: 419-1813 (464 amino acids)
Biological process (GO): transmembrane transport
Cellular component (GO): Golgi membrane; endoplasmic reticulum membrane
Molecular function (GO): 3'-phosphoadenosine 5'-phosphosulfate transmembrane transporter activity
Source: RefSeq, a predicted model, not a curated record
CCAUCACCGUCGAUAGGGUCCACCUCUAGAAAAUUUAAUUUCGACAAUUAUUUAUUGUUUUUCUGGACGUGUGAACAAUGGAGCGAUCCGGCGUGUUUGAGCAGCUGGCCUGAGCGCCGGCUGCCCGAAUCCCCCGGAAUCCCACUCCGACAGAAGUCCAGAGUGUCUCCCGCCGCCAAACGAACCGCACGCACAUCUGGCAGCGGAGUGUAAACAAACCCGAGAGAUAUGAUAAUUGUGCGCUUAUUAUGCAAAAACUAGUUUGGAAGCGGCGCGCCGGUUGUUGAACUCUUGACACUUGACUGGUUGGCUGGCCGGCGAAAAUAGAGAACCGCCCGCGGGUUCAAUAAGAAUCGGCAAAUCGGUCGAGUCAGCACCUCUGGGAAUUCAAUUCGGUAAAGUCAACGAAACAAGCCACAUGUAUGCCUACAAGAUGGGUCGAGUUCCAGAGCUGGUUAUAUGCUCCUUUAUCGUGGUCAGCUUGCUGGUCAUACACUUCUUCUCGGAUCUGCUGCGAGCCUCGCUUGGAGGCUACUACAACCAGGAUGUGACCCUUUCCCAGCUGGUGGAGGCCCAGAGCUCGGACUACGCCUGGCUGCUGAAGCUCCUGGUCAAUUGCUUUGGCUACAGCUGCGUCUUUGUGCCGGGCUACUUGAUCUACAAAUAUGUGGGACGCAUAAAUUACUUGGAGAGGGGCAAUCAGACCAUCCUGCAUAGAGCCAUCAAUAUGUGCAUCACGGGAAACUCUGGGCACGAUCAACUGGAUGCCGGAAGCAGCUCCACGGAUAAGGAUCGUCCGGCGGCUUCAGUGGCCCCCAAACGCACAAGUUCCCAGGAGGCAGUGCAGCUUUUAUGGUGCUUUGGCGGAUUGAUGGUCUCCUAUCUCACUUGGGGCGUGCUGCAGGAGAAAAUAAUGACUCAGCACUAUCUCAAUUUCGCGGGCGAGAGCGCCAAGUUCAAGGACUCACAGUUCCUGGUGUUCUCCAACCGAUUGUUGGCCUUUUUAGUGGCUCUGGCCUACCUGCAAUGGCAGCCCUCACCAGUGCGACACCGGGCUCCGCUGUACAAGUACUCCUAUGCCUCCUUCUCGAACAUAAUGAGCGCUUGGUUCCAGUACGAGGCCCUAAAGUUCGUCAACUUUCCCACUCAGGUGCUGGCUAAGUCCUGCAAGAUUAUACCCGUAAUGCUGAUGGGCAAACUGAUGUCCAAGGCCAAGUACGAGAGCUACGAGUACGUCACAGCCCUGCUCAUCUCACUGGGCAUGAUCUUCUUCAUGAGCGGCUCCUCGGACAGCAGCAAAGCCAGCGGUGUGACCACGCUCACGGGCAUCUUCCUUCUCUCAAUGUACAUGAUCUUCGACAGCUUCACCGCUAACUGGCAGGGAUCGCUCUUCAAGAGCUACGGCAUGACGUCGCUGCAAAUGAUGUGCGGCGUGAAUCUGUUCUCAUCCAUCUUCACUGGAGCCUCACUGUCGAUGCAGGGCGGAUUCAUGGACUCGUUGGCAUUUGCCACAGAGCAUCCAAAGUUCGUGUUUGAUAUGGUGGUGCUUUCCAUUUGCUCAGCGGUCGGCCAAUUGUUUAUCUAUCACACAAUUGAUGUCUUCGGCCCAGUUGUGUUUACUAUAAUAAUGACGCUGCGACAGGCCGUGGCCAUCAUGCUCUCUUGCUUCAUCUAUCAGCACAGCAUUUCGGUGCUGGGCAUCUUCGGAGUUCUCAUCGUCUUCGUGGCCAUCUUCCUGAGGGUCUACUGCACCCAGCGGUUGAGAGCAAUGCGCAAACGGGCCGAGGCCAACAAGCCCAAAAUGGCCGUCUAACCAGGUACACUAACUCGCCUCGAAUACAACGCACAGACUUCCUAGCUCAGCCUACUUUUUGUACUGAUAGCAGCUCAUGGUAGAUCCACUUCCAAAGCCCAAACAGAGGCUGCUUGGUCUCCCCAAAAAUGUACAGUUUUGUUUUUCUAGUUCUAAGUUGAAUGUAUACUUAUAACCGUGGGCGUAGACGCCUAACAAACGAUUUUUGUUCUUAAAUAGACAUUUUAUAUGUACCUAUACUACAAAAA